AUGGCCUUACCCGAAGUUAUUUGCGUGCGUGAUGUGGAAAAAUAUGCAAUAGCCCACCUAAAUAAAAAUGCAUUGGGUUACUAUGAUUCCGGAGCAGAUGAUGAGGAAACCUUAAAUGAUAACAUCAAUGCCUGUAAGAAACUACGGUUGAGACCGCGUAUGCUGGUUGAUGUAACUAAAGUCGACUGCAGUACGACAAUCCUUGGUCAGAAAAUUUCUUUUCCUGUAGGAAUAGCACCUUCUGCGAUGCAACGAAUGGCUCAUCCUGAUGGAGAAAUUGCUACUGUCAAAGCUGCUGAUUCUUUGAAGACUUGUAUGACUCUAAGUACACUAAGUACAACUAGUAUGGAAAGCGUUGCAGAAGCUUCACCAAAUACCUUGCGAUGGUUUCAGUUAUAUGUGGUAAAGGACCGCGAGAUAACGCGGCAAUUUGUUAAAAGGGCUGAAAUGUCUGGGUAUAAAGCGUUAGUAUUAACGGUUGAUGCACCAGUUUUAGGAAACAGAAGGAUAGAUGUUAGGAAUAGAUUUCACCUACCUCCGCAUCUCUCGCUUGGUAAUUUUGAGAAAGUAACCUUGCAUAUAGAAAAAAACAAGAAAAGCGACUCUGAAUUAUCGCGAUAUUUUGUAUCGGAAAUGGAUGCAUCAUUAACAUGGAAAGAUAUCACUUGGCUAAAGUCAAUUACCUCGCUUCCAGUUAUCGUAAAAGGUAUUUUAACUGCUGAAGAUGCUGAAAUGGCAGUCAGGGUUGGCGUCGAAGGUAUUUGGGUAUCAAAUCAUGGAGGAAGACAAUUGGAUGGAGUGCCAACUGCUAUUGAAGCCUUGCCAGAAAUUGUCAAAGCGGUAAAUAAUAGAGCAGAAAUCUAUGCAGAUGGAGGUUUUCGUACUGGUACGGAUGUAUUUAAAGCCAUCGCACUUGGAGCCCGAGCUGUAUUUGUUGGCAGGCCGAUACUAUGGGGACUCGUUUAUAAUGGACAGAAAGGUGUUGAGAAAGUUUUGCAGCUAUUGCAACAAGAAUUUCAUCGAACGAUGCAGUUAUCUGGUUGUGUUUCAAUCAAGGAUAUUAAAUCGUCAUUGAUAACCUAUGCUUCAAGCUAUAGUAAACUAUGA
Molecule: messenger RNA, 1107 nt
Organism: Trichoplax adhaerens
Lineage: Eukaryota; Metazoa; Placozoa; Uniplacotomia; Trichoplacea; Trichoplacidae
Exons: 7
Coding region: 1-1107 (368 amino acids)
Molecular function (GO): FMN binding; oxidoreductase activity
Source: RefSeq, a predicted model, not a curated record